CCAUUGUGAUGCCCUCACUUCCUAUGUCAAGUGUCCAAUUGGUUAAAUAUAGCAUCCUGACCUCUCUAUUGUAGGCUACCAAGUCAUUGUUUGCUUUGUUUUUUCUUCUCUUUUUUCUUCUCCCUCUUCUUCUCUCAGCGUGAUGGAGGGAGAGGGCCCAGAAGGAAAUCCCAUCGCUGCCUCGUCUCACUCACUUCCUCUGCAAGCAGAGGCGGUAAGCCCAGCGGAUGAUGAUGGUGAUGAUUGUAUCUCAACACUGGGGACUGGGAGCACUAAAGAGACCGCUACACACACAAACAGCAUGGGCCAGCUGAGUCAAGACCACCAGACUGAAGAGGUCCCGGCUAAGACCGCUACCACAGACAACAGCCAGAGCCAAGUAUUCCUUACUCAGUUCGCCACCACCACGGACGACCAAGCCCAGCAACAACCCAAGGAAAGCCUGUCUAACAGUAAACUCUGUGGGUACCUCCUUAAACAAGGGGGUCCCCUGAAGACAUGGAAGUCKCGCUGGUUCACGUACGAGGUGAAGAAGAGCCAGUUGUUUUACUACAGGACGGCACUGGAUGUGACCUCUCUGGGGAGAAUCCAGCUGUGCAGCGCCACGCUUGGAUACCCCCUCCAAGGAGAGCAGGGCACCUUUCACAUCGAGACCCCCGAACGCACCUUUGUCCUCAAGGCAGCUAACCAGGAGGCCAUGAUGUACUGGCUACAGCAGCUGCAGCUGAAGAGAUGGCAGCACCGAGACCAGCUGACAGGAGAGUCCACAAGCCACUGCACUGACCACARGAGACCAGAGRGACAGGGGGAACUACCCACCAACUGCACAGAUUACUUCCUGCCCAAGGUGAAGACCCCGCCAGGCCUCUUCGGCGAGGAGGCCACCAAUCUCCCCGCGCCGCCACAACGGAACCCCCUAAGCAACUUCUCCAUCAAACACCCUCUGAUAGAGAUUCAGAACUCAGUGCACAGUCUGUUUUCCAAGCGGUUCUCCCUGGAGCGGAGUCGGAGUGUGUUCCAUUUGGAGGUGCCUCCUCCCUGGAACCCACUGAACCCCUCCCGGACAGCCCAGAACAGGCUUGAGUGUAUAGGUCCUAGGACUCCCGUUGACCCCCUGACCCCUACACCCCUGCUACUGUUGGUGGACCCCAGGGACCAGCUCUCCCCUGUAGAGGGCAGGUCGUGCCCAUUGCCGUCCCCGAGGAUCAGGAAGAAGACGAGGGGAAGCUGUGCCACCAUGCCUGCUGUGCUCCGGGAAGCUCCUUCAGAAAGCGCAGACAGGACGACCUGCCUCCAGCACGAGAAGCACAUACUGGAUGAGGAUGUCAAGGCCCAGAAGGAGCUGGUGUGGCUCCUACACAAGGCCCUGGAGGUGGCUCAGCUGGAGAAGCGGACGUGCACAGAGUUCCUGGCAGCCGAGGGCGAGCAGGAGCGCCUGGAGCUGCUGAGGCACUACGAGCGUCACGCCGCUGACCUACGACGUCGCUUGGAGGAGUUGAAGGCCGAGGGGGAAGACCUGAGAACGAGCCUAGUCCAGAGGGACGCCCACGUGGCUGAGCUGCAGGAGAACGUGACCCUGAUGAGGAAGAAGAACCACGCAAAACAGGAAGUGAUCCUGAAGCUGUUAGAGAAGGUGUCAGCCUGCAUGGCCGACCCUACACGCACAGUGUCCACCACCAACGGCCUGGAGGCCCAGACCUUCCGCCAGUUAAAUGAGGACACAGAGAACCUCAAGGGUGACAUUGAGGCCUACAAGAUCCAGAACAAGUUCCUGAACUCUGAGAUCUACCAGUUGACCAAGCUAUGGCUCAACAGUUCCGAGCAGGAGAAGAGCCUAAUGGUGAAGUGUGCAUACCUGGAGGCCCGUAACUGUCAGAUAGAGAGUCGUUAUCUGGGCGUACUGGGGAAGCUGCAGGAGAACAAGGCUCUAGAACCGGGCCAGCAGGAGGCUGUGAGGAAACUACAAGGAGAGGACCCACUACAGGGAGACCUGAACGACGUGCUCAAACUCAACCCUGUCAGGGAGCACGACGAGUACGGCUUCAAGAUCAUCCCAGACUACGAGGUGGAGGACAUAAAACUGCUGGCCAAGAUCCAGGCCCUGGAGAUCCGCUCCCACAGCCUGCUGAGGCAGGAGGCCGGGGACAGACUCCUGCUGGGCCGCUGGGCUCAGUACCUGGGAGGCCGCCCGGCCGACAACCUCUGCCCCUCUUCGGAGCUCAAAAGCCUUCUGCGGGGCGGCGUGCCGUGCGAGUACCGCCCACGGGUGUGGCGCUGGGUGGUGAGGGUGCGCACACGCGCACUAUGGGAGCGCCACCCGGAUCGCUACCAGCAGCUGUGCCAGAAGAGCCUUACAUCGCCCCACCAGGCCUCCAGACAGAUCCAGUUGGACCUGUACCGCACUCUCACCACCAAUCAGCACUUCUCCUCACCCUCCAGCCCCGCCCUGCAGCAGCUCCAACGAAUCCUGCUGGCCUUCUCCUGGCAAAACCCAACCAUCGGCUACUGCCAGGGCCUCAACAGGCUGGCAGCCAUAGCUCUCCUGGUGCUGGAGAGUGAGGAGGAUGCCUUCUGGUGUCUAGUAGCUGUGGUGGAGGCCAUCAUGCCCCAGGACUACUACACCAAAACGCUCAUAUCCUCUCAGGCAGACCAGUGUGUGCUAAAGGACUUCAUGGCUGAGAAGAUACCUCGGCUGGCGGCUCACUUUGAGGAGCAUAGCGUGGACGUGUCCCUCAUCACUUUCAACUGGUUCCUCGUGGUAUUCGUAGAGAGCCUGCCCAGCGAUAUCCUCCUGCGAGUGUGGGACGCCUUCCUCUAUGAGGGUACCAAGGUGAUAUUUCGGUAUGCCCUGGCUCUGUUCAAGUACAAAGAGGAGGACAUCUUGAAGAUCCAUGACAGUGUGGAGAUCUACCAAUACCUGCGCUUCUUCGCCAAGACCAUCUCUGAUGGCAGGAAGCUGACCAACAUUGCCUUCAGUGACAUGAACCCGUUCCCCAUGAAGCUGUUGAGGAACCGCCGUGCGCUGCAUCUGGAGCGCCUGCAGGGGGAGCUCAGAGAGCUGGAGGCCCAGCAGAGAGAGUUUGUCACAGAGAGCGCACAACGCAAGGACUUGGACACUAUACUGGUCAGCGAGGACGAUGAGGAGUUGUAGUGACCAUUAGGGACUCUGGACGGCGAUGAAUCCUGUGGACUUACUAGGCAACGGGUUUGAAAUGCCAUCUUGUAGAACAGCGUUUCUCAAACUGAGUCCUGGGGCCCCGUUUUGCACUAGCACUACACAGCUGAUUCAAAUAAUCAAAGCUUGUUGACGAGUUGGUUAUUUGAAUCAGCUGUGCAGUGCUUGGGCAAAAACCAAAACGUGCAUCCUUUGGGGCCCACGGGAUUGAGUUUGGGAAACGCUGUUGUAGACUACGGAAGGGCCGUCUUGUUAGUGGCCCAGCUGGUACAGAUUUGACCCAGGAUACAUUUGUUUUGUGCCUUUAAGGUAAAUAAUGUCAGUUAUGGUCAAGAACACUAAACCUGACCAACCUUAUUCUCACUGAAUCAUUGAAUUAGUAUUAUGUACUGUAUAUGCACUGCCAAAGGGAAUUAAUGCCAAAGACAAUUUACACAUUUACUACAGUAGGUAUUUCAAACUAUGGUCAUGUAGAGUAUUAUACAUUUCAAUUGCAUAUUUUGUCAUGAACUUUGUAGCUACACAAGUGUUAUGAAAUGUAAUAUCAUGUAAUAUUUUAAAUUGUAUAUAACUGC
Molecule: messenger RNA, 3750 nt
Organism: Salvelinus sp. IW2-2015
Lineage: Eukaryota; Metazoa; Chordata; Actinopteri; Salmoniformes; Salmonidae
Product: TBC1 domain family member 2A-like
Source: RefSeq, a predicted model, not a curated record